Physella acuta is the source of this 3480-nucleotide messenger RNA. Its product is annotated as structural maintenance of chromosomes protein 6. The record is from RefSeq and is a predicted model, not a curated record. Gene Ontology annotation, molecular function: single-stranded DNA binding; damaged DNA binding. Gene Ontology annotation, biological process: double-strand break repair via homologous recombination. Lineage: Eukaryota; Metazoa; Mollusca; Gastropoda; Physidae. Gene Ontology annotation, cellular component: site of double-strand break; Smc5-Smc6 complex; nucleus.
UACUCUCUCCUUCUCUCUCUCUCUCUCUCUCUCUCUCUAUCCUACAGUCACAUUGACAAGUUACGGUAAACAACGUUGACAAUGAGUAAAAGAUCAAGCUCUGCUGCAAACCUGUCUAGUAAGGAAACUGCAAAGAAAAAACAUAGAAAAGAUACAGAACCUUUAGAAUCUGAUGAAGAUGAAGAAGUUAUUGAGAGCUCAUUGGCUGAACCAUUGUAUAGACAUGUGCAUUCUAAGGCAGAGCCGAUUGUUGGAGUGAUUAAAAAAAUUAGUAUGUUCAAUUUUAUGUGUCAUAACCGACUAGACGUCACAUUGGGAAGUCAUGUCAACUUUAUUAUCGGAAGAAAUGGCAGUGGGAAAAGUGCUAUUGUUACAGCACUUGUGGUUGGACUGGGAGGCAAAGCUUUGUCUACAAACAGAGGAAGUUCUAUAAAGAAUUUUAUUAAAACAGACAAAAGAUCUGCAUGGGUUGAGGUGACCCUAAACAACAGAGGUAUGGAUAGCUACAAGCAUGAUGUUUAUGGUGAUAGCAUCACUAUCAGGAGGAAGUUUACUUGUGAUGGUGUCAGUGGCUAUAGCAUCUUAUCAGAUUCAGGUCAAGUGAUCUCCUCGAAGCGUGAUGAGGUGCAACGAAUUACAGAUCACCUUAACAUCCAAGUAGACAACCCUGUGUCCAUUCUCAACCAGGAUACAAGUAGGAGUUUCCUAAACACCAAGUCAGCAGCUGAUAAAUUUAAAUUUUUCAUGAAAGCUACUCAGCUAGAACAGAUGAGCUCAGAUUAUGACCUAGUCAAGAAAAAUAAAGAGAUAACUCGCCAGGAGAUCACUUCUAAGGAGUCGGUGUUGCCAAUAAUGUUGAAAGAAGUGAAAGUUUGGGAGAAUAAGUUCAAGAACCUGAUGGCCUUGUCAGAGCUAAAAGAUAAGAUCAAAGCACUCAAGAGAGAACUAGCUUGGUCUCUUGUCAUUGAGAAGGAAAAGGGGCUGAAACCUUUAGAGAAAGCACUGAAAUCAAAUGAAGCAGCACUUCCAAAAUUUGUGAAAAUGGUUGAUCAAGCCAAGGACACUGUAAAUGAAUGGGAUGUUAAACUUAAAGAGCUGGAGCAAAGACUGAUAGACUGUGGUCAAGAAAUACAACUCCUGGAGCCAUUACUUCAGGAGAAGAAAGGAGAUUUGCAGAAGGCAAAAGAUGAUCUUGUGCCACUCACUAAUGAACUUAGAAUUUGUGAUAAAGAUUUAUCAAACACUCGUCAGGAGUGUAAACAAUGUCAAGAUAGAAUUGAAGAACUAAAAGUCAUUGCAUCCCAUGACUUUGAAGCAGAUCGGAGACAAAGAGAGGAGCAAAUAAGCAGCCUGAAGCUUAAGUUAGAUGAAAUAGUGUCUAAAAAGAAAGUUUCUGAGCAUGAAUUAGAUCAGCACCGCAGUGCAGUGGCUAAAUAUAAGGCUGAUGCCUCACAAUUAGAGGCCCCAUUGAGAACAAAGCAGACAAAGCUCAAAGAUGUGAAGAUGGCUAUUAGAAGGCUACAGGCAGCAACAAAUGACAGACUACAAAGAUAUGGUGAAUGGAUGCCAGUUCUUAUAAGGAAUAUACAGCAGUCUAAAAGACAUUUUCAUAAAGUGCCAAUUGGACCUCUGGGUGCCUGUUUUGAUCUAGUGGACACCAAGUGGGCUUUAUCUAUAGAGUCUUGUCUGAAAGCUUUGGUCAGUUCUUUUGUCUGCCAUGACAGGCACGAUGAAAAGAUUUUGGAAGAUAUCUUUCGCAGCUUACAAGUAACACCUCGACCAUCUAUCAUAACCUGUCCCUUCUCUAACGUGGUACAUAAUGUUUCAAAAUAUAGAGUAAGAAGUGAACGCUUCCCUUGUGUGCUCGAUGUUAUAAAAUGUGAUAAUCCGGUGGUUAUCAAUACAUUGAUUGAUCAGCGCAACAUUGAAAAUGUCCUACUGAUUGAGGAUUCAAAUGUGGCAAGGGAGGUGAUGUUAAGGAAUCCGCCAACUAACUCAAGGGAAUGCUUUACACUAGGAGGGGAUCAGGUGUUCUGCACGCCAACAUUCCGCUACUACUCAUCAGACAAAACCACAGCCAGGUAUCUCAUGGAAAAUGUUCAGGAUCAGAUUGUCAAACUUGAGAGAGAAGAGAAACAGCUAGAGGAAGAAAUUAAUGCAAUGGCCCACCAGCGUGACAGUCUAAAUCAAGAGAUUGCCAAGAACCAACAGGAAGAGAAGAAAUUAAUGACACAAGUACACAAACACACUGAGAUCAUAAGUCGCCUCACGUUUGAGAUUCAAGAGUUAAAAAAUGUUGAGGAUCCUGCCCCUGUGGAUGUCACCACUCUGGAAGAAGAGGUUCAAGUAUACAAUGAGAAAAUAAAAGUGCUUCAAGCAAAAAGAAAUUCCACCUUGGAGGAAAAAAAGAAGGCUGAAGAAAGAUUGAAAGUAGCCAAAGAAAGUUACUUGAGGGUUGAAGCAAGCAUAAGGGAAAAAUCAGACAAUGGCAUUCCCCUAAGGGAGGAGAUCAGCCAAACACAGGAUAACCUGUAUAAUGCACGGCAUAGUGUAAAACACUACACUUCGAAAUUGAAAGAACAAGAAAAAGUCAUACAAGAUUGUCUAAAUCAAGUGGAAAACUAUAAGCGAGAAGUGGAAGCAAAUAAAGAGAAAGCUAGAGAAGUUUGUGAACCUAUACAAACUAACAGAACACCAAACAGUAUAGAAAGUGAGAUCACUCAAAUAGAACGAAGGAUCAAUGAAGAAGAAGAGCAACAGGGUAAUGAAGAGGUUAUCUCAACAACAUAUAAGCAGAAGAAAGAUGCUCUAGAUCGAGUGAGAAAAGAGAUUGGGCAGAUGAAGGCAUAUAUUGAUAAGUUAGAUGAGGUGAUGGUUAAAAGGGAAAUAGCCUAUCAAAGAAUGCGCAAACUGAUUGCAAGUCGAGCUAAAUAUUACUUCCUCAUCCAAAUGGCACAGCGAUCCUUCACUGGUAAAAUGAACUUUGAUUUCACCAAAGAAACGCUAGAAAUUGUAGUGAAUACAUCCAGUGAUUCACAAGAUGGGAAAGGCAGCACUGGUAUGGAGGCCAAAGAUUUGAAGUCCUUAUCUGGCGGUGAACGCUCCUUUUCUACAGUCUGUUUUAUUUUAUCUCUGUGGGAAGCCAUGGAAUCUCCAUUCAGAUGUUUGGAUGAAUUUGAUGUAUUUAUGGACAUGGUUAACAGAAGAAUUUCUAUGGACAUGAUGAUGGCCACAGCUGAUAUGCAUAAAAAUAUGCAGUUCAUUUUCCUGACACCACAAGAUAUGAGUUCCGUGAGAAAAAUCAGUGAUGUGAAAAUUUUCCGCAUGCAGGAUCCUGAAAGAAAUCAGGACCAAGGAGUGGCUACCAAGUCAUUGUCGUAAUAAGACUAUUUAGUAAAAUCUGAAUAGAUCAACAUGAAUAAGUUUGUUAAUAUUAUGUACAUAUUGUAUAACUUCACUGCAAUAAAAUGUUACACUUUG